AUGUCUACGGACAAAGAUGACUUCGAUAUUUCGGCGAAAGAGGCUGUCACAUUAUACCAUAUAAUUUUAUUACAGAUGCAGACAAUUAAGAUGAGAUCGCUAUUAUGGAUGGUUUUAAUCGUACCGGUUUUGUCAAAUAAAUCGACAAAGAAAUUAAAAUUUGGGUGUUUGGAAGGAAUAUUUACCGGAUUUUAUUAUUUAGAAGAUUUAAAUUUAUCUUUUAACCAUUUAAUGGAUUUAAAUUCAAUGACUUUCAGGGGAGCUGAAAAUUUGCGAAGCUUAGAUCUGGGAUACAAUCAUAUCGUAGUUAUAAAUUCUUCCUUAUUAAGACUUGUUGAGUUGCAGCAAUUGUCACUGAGGAAUAACUUUAUUGAUCAUAUUCCAUACGACGAAUUUGAUAGCCUAAGAUUGCAUUUAGAUACGUUAACAAAUAACUUGACUUUUGGGUUUGAGAAAAAAUGUCGGCUGAGAGAAUUAGUUGUGUCUCAUGCAAGAUUAGAAAAUCCAAAUAAACUGAACAUCGGCAAAUUAAAACAAUUAAGUAAUCUUGUACUUAGUUACAAUGAGAUAAGAUAUAUCAAUAAAGAUUUUCUAUCGAAUGUCUACCGCAUACAAGAGAUUGAUUUAAGUUACAAUAGAAUAGAAUAUAUUCAACCUGGUGCAUUAAAAAAUAAGGUCCAUUUGAAAACAUUGAAUUUAUCCCAUAAUUUCCUUACUGGUUUUAAAUAUGGAGCAUUCCGAGGCCUUAUUAGGUUAAACGUUUUAGAUUUGUCUUACAAUCGAAUUGUUCGCUACCAGAAGGAAAUAUUGGAGGAAGCGGAGCAUUUAAACGUCUUAAUACUGGAUAAUAAUGGGAUACUUCAUAUCAAUUAUAGUGAAUUUUCAGAAACAUCAUUAUCAAAACUAAGCAUAGGUAACAAUUUUAUACCGUGUAAAGAAAUAUCUUUAUUACUUUUAGUUGAUUAUGUUGACGUAGUUGGUCAAAAUGUAGAUGAUUAUGAGGAAAAUGUAAAUGGAAUAACUUGUGGAAAUAAGUAG
This is a messenger RNA of Papilio polytes (common Mormon), 1038 nucleotides long. Its product is annotated as leucine-rich repeat and immunoglobulin-like domain-containing nogo receptor-interacting protein 2. Bases 1 to 1038 code for a protein of 345 amino acids. The transcript has 4 exons. Gene Ontology annotation, cellular component: extracellular matrix. The record is from RefSeq and is a predicted model, not a curated record. Lineage: Eukaryota; Metazoa; Arthropoda; Insecta; Lepidoptera; Papilionidae. Gene Ontology annotation, molecular function: protein binding.